AUGCCAGCUGAAUGUGCAGGAUACACAGUGACAAUGUUCCUCAUUGACGUCUCUCCAUCAAUGGGUGCAACAAGAUCUGUAGAAUUACCCCCUAUGCCCAAUGAGGAGCAGUGCAUCACAGAGAUGACUAACCUUGAAUGGGCAUUGCAAUUCAUAAAGCUCAAGAUCCAAGAAAUGAUUUUCAAUGGCCGCAAGACUGACCGAUGCGGCAUCAUCCUAUUUGGCUCCGAAGAAACAGAUAACAUCAUUCACAAAAAGAACGGUGGAUACCAACACGUAUCAGAAUACAUUCCCAUUACACAUCCCAGCUCAGCCACCCUUGCCAAGCUCAAUGCCCUCCAGCCCUCAGAGCACUCAGGAGAUCCUAUCGACACUCUCAUCAUCAGCAUCGAAACACAAGACAUCUACCUCAACAAGAGGUGCACAUGGAUGUGUAAAAUUGUCAUCAUGACAGAUGGCCAGAGUCCCAUGGAAAUCGAGGACUGGGAGGCGACUGUUUAUAAAAUGAAUGCCAAUGCUAUAUCUCUCACUGUCAUUGUCGACUUUGAUGACAACAAAUUCCCUUUCCACGAGGAGGAUAAGUCUACCAUCAAGGUUGAAAAUGAAGCAUUUUACCACAAACUCACCUCAGCACUUGACAACAGCCUGGCUGGAACAUGUGUCUUUGCUCUCCAAGAAAUUGCCAGACCAGACAUGAAGCAAACCAAAUCUGCACUCAUGAGCACUGUUCUCCGCCUUGGUGAUGUCACUGUGCAACCAGAGGAAGCCAUCAAAAUCCUCGUCAAAGCUAGCAAAUGCACAACCCUCACACAUCCCAAGAGCUGGAAGAAAUUUGGCCGACGCGAAAAAACUGAUGACCAAAUGCAAGUCGAUGAGGAGGAAGACAUGAUGGUGUUUGUGCAGCUGAAGGUGCGUAGUGAGUACUACAUCGAUCACUCAACUAAGGAGAGAGAAGAACAGGAUAAGAUGAAUAUGGGCAGUGACGAUGAGGAAGACAAUGACAAGAACCUCGAAAUGGUGCAGAAGGAACAGCUCAUCAGGGGCUUCAAAUACGGCUUCACAUACACCCCGUGCCCUGAUGGGCAGUUCCGAUGCUUGAACACAAGAAAGGGCAUCGACAUUUGCAGGUUUUUCCAUGCAAAGAACUUCCACCAGGAGCUAGCAAUGGGUGAAGUCCAAUAUAUAUGGGCAGACCCCAGUGCACCACAGCAGCAGGUCGCGCUCUCAUCCAUCGUACAAGCCAUGUAUGAGAAAGGUGUCCUUGCUAUCAUGCCCUUCACAGACGACAUCCAGAAAUACACCUUUGCCUCCCUUGAGAAGCUUGUAUCAAAAAACGGCGAAUCAGUCACAAAGCACCCUUACAUCCCCACAGAAGAUCAGCUCGAAGCCAUGGGUAAAUUUAUUGACACCAUGGACAUCAUGGAUUCAGGGGAGAAAGACGAUGAGGGGUACAUUUUCGAUUCACCAGAAAUGCCCAAGAAAGCCACAAAGGUCUGCAAAGAUGGCCACAUCCACACCAUGGACGAAGACGAAGACAUGCUCCUCCUCGACAAAAAACCAGCCACAUUGCGCAAAGGCAAAGAACUUGCCACAUCCCAAGUACCUGUCGAAAAGAAGCUGUUUUGUCUCUUUGCACUGGCGCUCAACCUGCCUGAAAUGUAUUUCAACGACACGACCAUCUAUUCAGCUGCUACAAUGUGUACCCUUCACUAUCCACCUCAGCCAGAUUCUGCAGACGAUAAAAUACUGGGAAUAGGAGCUCAUACUGAGUGA
This is a messenger RNA of Suillus subaureus, 1773 nucleotides long. RefSeq lists its product as uncharacterized. Gene Ontology annotation, cellular component: Ku70:Ku80 complex. The record is from RefSeq and is a predicted model, not a curated record. Gene Ontology annotation, molecular function: double-stranded DNA binding; telomeric repeat DNA binding. Lineage: Eukaryota; Fungi; Basidiomycota; Agaricomycetes; Boletales; Suillaceae. The transcript is spliced from 11 exons. Gene Ontology annotation, biological process: cellular response to gamma radiation; cellular response to X-ray; double-strand break repair via nonhomologous end joining. The coding region runs from base 1 to 1773 and encodes 590 amino acids.